AAAUAAAACCUUGAAGAUGAAACUUGCUUUUGCUAUAUUGUUGUUGUUACCAGUAGUGUUUUCUAUGCCACAGAAAAGACUUGUUUUUGAUACCUUAUUUGAAACCAAUGAACUGAAAACAUUAGUAGACGGUUUAGUAGGUACAUUAGGUACAGAUGCAUCUGAACAGGCAUGUGAAACUGAAUGCCACGCACUCAUCACACAAGAUCACCUCCUACAAUUCGGAUGUCCACUGGUUUGUAAAAGUUUCCAGACUCUUGUUCACCGCUUCGGACAUCCAACAUCUGCUCCUAUGCCAAUGUCUACUUAAUUGUGAAGCAACAAAAAAUAAAUGAACAAGAUUUACUGCA
Molecule: messenger RNA, 350 nt
Organism: Mytilus californianus (California mussel)
Lineage: Eukaryota; Metazoa; Mollusca; Bivalvia; Mytilida; Mytilidae
Exons: 3
Coding region: 17-310 (97 amino acids)
Source: RefSeq, a predicted model, not a curated record